AUGUCUGAAGACAACAACCAAAUCUCCCAGAACGGCGAGUCUGAUAACAAUGAGUCUGAGAACAGCUGGUCCGACGGUGACUACGAGCGUUACGAGCUCGAGGCGCUCGCUAGGAUUCCGACCAUGCCCCAGGAGGUACAAGACCUCAUCUGCUCAUUCUGUGACUCGUACUCUCACCUCGCGCUCUGCGCACUAAACAAAGAAUGGAAUGCCAGGAUCACACCUCUUCUCUGGGCGGAUCUAGAGUUCGCCGACGAGUUCGAGGAUGAAGACCUGGUCGAAAGAACGCGCAAGUUCUUCGCCGCGUGCGAUACAAUGAUUGACGAGUCGCCAGAGCGGUUCGCAGCUCUGGCCUCCUACGUCCGAACACUCAACCUGGGAAGACUGCACGGGGUUAACAUUGUGCAUCAGGAAUUCGACGGGAACCCCUACGUAUUUUUCGACGACGGUGAUGGGGGCAGGUGUGUAUUUGAUGUGAUUGCGCGGUUCAUCAACCUUCAAUCACUGUCUGUAUACGUAAAGAACUGGUGGGAGAUUCCCAAUCUCGCAGCAAGCGGCAGGGCACUCGCCCGUGGACUUACCAAAUUGACGUCUUUGAAGCUUGGAGGACAAAUGUCAACGGACGUCUUGCUGGGCCUAUUGAACAAGCCGGAACAGCUCAAAGACCUCACUCUGAUAAAUCUGAUCGAGGUCCCAGGUCAGGACUAUGGUCCUGACGGCAUUGCCUUUCUAUCGGGAAUUAGCCAUCGCUUCACUAGCCUCGAGACGUUGCAUCUGUGCAAACUUGCGGACCUGGACGGGCGGCUUGAGGACGAUGAGAACAACAGAGAGUUUGCCUCUGGAAUGCGAUGGAGGUUCCCCCGAGAGUCUGAAGUCUCUGUCCUGGAGGAUUGGGCCUCAUUACUUCGAAAUACAUCAACCACCCUCCAGUCGCUGACAUUGGAGAACCGCUACCUCUGCAGCUCAAGUUUCAACGACGAUCGCUGCCGUGGCUCUGUCAUCGACCCAGGAAACACGCAUCCCGCCGAGUAUGGAGCCUUUUCAAUCCGAGAAAGCCAACGGAUGCUCUUUCCGGAACUUGCGAACCGCCGGUGGCGGCGGCUGUCGAACUUGAAACUGAUUGGGAUGGGCACGGUCGAAGAUGUGAGCCAGGCAGUUUCUCAUCUCGAGCCACGAGUUCACGUCGAGCAGCGUCCGGCUCACAUUGAAACUAUGGGAGGGGAUGCCACCCCGGAGGAAAUAUCGACCCCUAUUGAGUUUACAUGGAGCUUGAGUCAUGAAAAUGUUACAUAUGAAUGA
This is a messenger RNA of Clonostachys byssicola, 1299 nucleotides long. Lineage: Eukaryota; Fungi; Ascomycota; Sordariomycetes; Hypocreales; Bionectriaceae. The record is from the annotation of a GenBank genome assembly.